Portunus trituberculatus (swimming crab) is the source of this 905-nucleotide messenger RNA. RefSeq lists its product as uncharacterized. The record is from RefSeq and is a predicted model, not a curated record. Gene Ontology annotation, molecular function: DNA binding. The transcript is spliced from 2 exons. Gene Ontology annotation, cellular component: transcription regulator complex; nucleus. The coding region runs from base 47 to 844 and encodes 265 amino acids. Lineage: Eukaryota; Metazoa; Arthropoda; Malacostraca; Decapoda; Portunidae. Gene Ontology annotation, biological process: regulation of transcription by RNA polymerase II.
GACCCAUUCUUCAUCAGUCAAAGCGAGAGCCCUGAAGGAAGCACUCAUGUUAGCCAACGUCCUCAUCAAUCUAGUACGGGAACGGAGUGCUAUAUAUGACCCAAGUGAUCCCAUGCACCGAGACCGAGGUGCCAUUGCUGCAUUAUGGAAGGAGAUUGCUACUGAAAUGAAAUGCCAAGAAUCUGAUUGCAAGUACAAGUGGCAUCAUUUAAGGAGCAACUUUAUGAGGGAAAAGAGAAGGAUUGCUACUCUAGCAUCUGAAUCACCUAACAUCAAAACAAAGAGAUGGGUAUUCUACGAUGCUAUGGAAUUCCUCAUACCCCAUGUGACACCACGAACAUCAUCAUCUAAUGUACCAUCACCGCCUGAUGACAACAGUUAUGAUGUAGAUGAUGCUGCACCUGAAGAUGUGCAUUCUCAACAAACAGCAAACAAUGCAAACCUCUGUGAAGGGGGAAGUAGGUCCACACCUGCUACCAACCAGCUUUCAUCUACAGCAAAGGAGCCUAACGCUAACAAAAGACGUCGCUACGAGCUUGCAAAUGAAGUAGAUGUGCAAAUCGUGAGGGAGUUGCAGAAGUUGCGAGAACAAGUAGUUUGUAAAAAUGAAAAUGAACUUGACCCAGAUCGCCAGUACUUGCUAAGUCUUCUACCUCUUAUGAAACAACUGUCACCUGUCGACAGUAUUGGCGUUAAGAUAGAAAUACAUCAGGCCUUUCGCAAGAAACUCGUUAAGGACCAAGACUUCAGCUAUGGUUACUGGCCUGACCAACGCCAACAAUCAUCUUAUGCACCGUCACCGUAUGCUAGUGAUAGUAAUUCUGACCAGGAGCCCUUAUCCUGAAAGUAGGAGGACCUAACAGUUACUGUAUUCAUGACCAGAAAUAAAGCAUGUCUACAGUCUU